AUGCUUUUGUUGACAGAUUUUAUUUUUACGCGCCGAAACUAGUUAAAAGGCGAUUAAUUUUCCUUGAAAAUUUUGCGCUACUUUUGGGCGGAUUACAAGCGCCGCCAUUCAGCCAUAGUAACUAGCGUCAUUUGCCCCUAACAACAGCUGCAUUGCGAUUGUAAACAAGACGGAUGGAUUUGACGUCCUCUCUCAAAGAACAAAAGACAAAUAUUUUUCCUUUGUCAGUCCAUCUAAGGAACCUUUAAACUAUUCCGCUCGUUGUCUGAUAAUAUUUAAUCGAAUCAUGAAAUACAGAUGAUGUGCAGACAGUUUUGCGGUCUGGAUAAAGUGGCUGAUGUUAUUUCCAGACUGGGUAGGAAAAUGAUGACAACCUCAACGUUAGUGGAGACUGUAUCUAUCGACUAUGAAGAUUUUAAUGAAAGCUUCCUUACGUGUGGAACGUGUCUUUGUACAUACGAUGGCGACAAUCAUAACCCCAAACUCUUACCCUGUUCUCAUACAGUCUGUCGAAGUUGCUUGGAAAGGAUAGUAGCCGGUAGCGGAGUGAGAGAUAAUGGAUCAUUUCGAUGUCCAAUAUGUCGCGAGACAAUUCCUUUGCCUAGAGGUGGGGUAAAUGCACUGCCUCCAAGUUUUAUAGUUAAUCAACUGCUUGAUUUGAUGUCAAGACAAAGAAGAGAAGUAAUUCCAAAAUGUUCAAAUCAUCCUUCACAGGAAUUAUUAUUUUGUGAAACCUGCGAUUGUGUAUUCUGCUCAACAUGUACUACCAGUACUCAUGGGAAUAGCACAGGCAGUUGUGAACAUACCGUUAUUCCAUUCUCCAUUGCCAUUAAAAGAAUGUCGGAAAUUCUAUUAUAUAAAACUCAUCUGUGUAUAAAUAAAUUGAACAAAGCUUCGGAAAUUGUACAAAACGAAAUGAGAAAGUUAGACUGUAGCGCUAAUGCCACAAAGGAAUUGAUCGAUCAGUCCUUUCAAGAGAUAUUUAAUUUGAUAGAUCAGAGAAAACAAGAACUGAUUGAUAACGUCAAAAAGUUAUCUGAUGAAAAGAAGAAAGUUUUGCAAGAUCAACUGAAUAUUAUCGAAGGAGAAAAGGAAAAGGUAGAACAACAAUGCAAUGGAUUACAAUAUCAAGUGGAGGUACGUAAUAUAACCAAUAAAAUCAGCGAAUUAAAUGAUAAGAUAGAUUCAGUAGAAAAUCUAAUGGAACCACGAGAAAAUGCCUUUCUGGCUUACGAUUAUCAACAUAAUAACGCUUUAGGAGAUAUUCGGAAGUGUCUGGAAGAAUUCGGUUCUGUUCGCACCUCAACGACUUUUCCCGCGCUUUGUACUUGCAUUGUGGAGAACUGUUCUGCAUAUUUAGAAACAUCUGCGCUAAUUCAAACAGUAGAUUAUCACGGAAGAAUGCAAACCGACGGUGGCGAUCCAAUAAUUGCAGAACUACAGGAAGAGAGUGGCGAUAACUUCGAAACUAGAUUAGACGAUCGGGGAGAUGGCACUUAUCAAAUAUGGUAUACUCCGAGACACCCUGGAUCUUACAAGUUACAAGUUUCUAUUUUUGGAAGACCCAUUAAGGAGAAUCCAUUUAAUUUUACCGUUUCGGAACAUAUCGAUCCUCUGUGCCAAAUAGGGAGUCGUGGAAGUGGCGAUACUAAUUUUCUUCAACCUGUAGCUGUUAUCUGCGAUCGUGACGACCAAGUUUAUGUUCUAGAUACAGGAAACAGUCGAAUAAAAAUGUUGGAUUCUCAGCUUGAGUUUAUGAAGCAUAUUGAAGGUAUAGGACUAGAAAAUCGUGGGGCAAUCGGUCUCUGUAUGAAUGGAUCUCAUAAUCUCUAUGUUGUUAACUGGAGGACAAAAAUGGUGACCGAAAUAACGCCUACUGGGGAAAUAGUUAAGCAAGUAACGCAUGCAGAUUUAAUAGAACCUAUUGGAAUCGCUGUUACUAGUAAAGGAGAGAUUAUAAUUGCGGAUAAUGGGACGACUAGCAUUCUAAUGCUGGAUACUAACGGGAAACUACUACGAAAAGUAGGGAAAAAAGGCACAGCAGACGGCCAGUUUCAGCUUAUAGGCUGUGUGGGUGUGGGUCCAAAUGAUGAGAUUUUAGUAGCUGAUUCCAGAAUACAGAUUUUCAGUAGCGAUGGUCGUUAUCUCAGAACCAUUUUCUCUGAAGGUAAAGGAAAAGGAAGGUAUGGUGGUAUUUGCUAUGAUGGAAGAGGGAAUCUAUUAGCUACAAGAGCAGAGAAAACAAGAAGCUAUAUUCAAAUUUUUGAUUUCCCUUCGGGACAGUUGAAAUUCGUCAUUGAUAGCUUCAAUGCUAAAUUGAAACGACCCACUGGGCUAGCUGUUAAUUCGGAAUAUUGCUUAUAUGUAGUGGAUUUGGGUAAUGACUGCAUUAAAAAAUACCGCUAUCGAUGAAAAUGUACUUAAUGAUAUUUGUUAGAAAAUUUAUAGAUUGAUAAAUUACCUGUUUUUGAUUGAUGUAAAACCAAAGAGUUCGCUUACUUUUUAAUUUUUUGGUUGAAACAAUUUAUAGCCAUAGUUAAUGUAUGUGUGUUUUUGAUUAUUACUUAAACGGCCAAUUUGCCUCUAGUCACUGGCAAGGUCGGUGCUACCAUAAUUGUUAUAAACAUAUUAAGUAUUUGAAAUUUCCCCGGCUUUAUUAUUAUUAUUUAUGUAAAGGCCAAACAACUGUGAUGUCCGACACGUAGUCAGACAGAUGCAUUUUUUUUUUUUUUUUUGAGCUGUAAUCAAAAUGAAUAUUGUAAACACCAUCUGUUUCUCAGGAUAGAAAGCCAUAUAAGUGCAUCGUUGAGUAAUUAGUCAAUUUAGUAUUAUAGAACUCAUUACAGCUCUCUUUUGAAUGUAGUUCAGUAAAGCCAAUGUUAUUUAUUCUAAGUGAAAUUAGGUCUGAACUGGGGAAUACUUAUAAUUUUUACUUUGUUUAUAUUGUGUUUUAAGAUUUUUGGUCCCUGCUGGCAGGAUAUAUACAAUAUUUUCCACAUUGUUAUUGCACAGUGGUUAUAAUAAAACCACUUUCAUCAA
Molecule: messenger RNA, 3039 nt
Organism: Centruroides sculpturatus (bark scorpion)
Lineage: Eukaryota; Metazoa; Arthropoda; Arachnida; Scorpiones; Buthidae
Product: tripartite motif-containing protein 2-like
Exons: 3
Coding region: 298-2412 (704 amino acids)
Biological process (GO): protein polyubiquitination; proteasome-mediated ubiquitin-dependent protein catabolic process
Molecular function (GO): protein binding; zinc ion binding; ubiquitin protein ligase activity
Source: RefSeq, a predicted model, not a curated record